AUGGGGAGUGUCAACACAUCCGUCUCCCUCCGAUUGCCACCGGGAGCUGGUAGUAAGAGGGUUGUCAGUACUUCAACGAAUUCCGCUGCAGCUGCUUCCGCCACGAACGCGUCGAGUGUGUCGAUCAAUCGGAGCAACAGUAUUUCCGUGAGCGGCCGUCUAGUCGCGGACCACCACGAUUACCAUCUGCAGCAUCAUCCGCAGUUGCGCGUGAACGGUGACGCUGGAAGCGGGCUCAACGGUGGGGUCGGAGGAGGUCUGAAGCCGCUCACCAACGGGAGAGGAACGUUCACGUUGGUCAAACGUGGUGGGGUCAUCUCGAACGGAGGUAAAAUGGUGACAACCUCGACGAAUGGUGGCUCAAACAACGCUCUCAACGAGAACAGUCAUGUUCGGGAAAUUUAUACCUCACCUACACUCUUCAACGGAGUCGGUGGAACCGCCACCGUCACGGCGAUCGUUCCGACUACGACGCGCUUGACGUCGCACCCAACAGCGACGUCGUCGUCAUCGCCAACCACGACGUUUUCGGCUUUCAGCAGUAGCAACAAUAAUAACAACAACCGUCUUAAAAGCAACCAGAAUAGCGGUAUCCCCAGCAAGAAUAACACUACUGCAACCAGCAACAACAACCAAACCAAUCACGAUGGUGCAAGCUACGGGCAGAGCCCGGCGGGCCGAGCUGCGGCCACCGGUGUGAUGCUCCCCCCAAACCAGAAACUGGCGGGAUCGAAAACCACGAUCAUAAUUGGCCGGAAUUCGCAACAGUACCAAGAGAUCAACGGAAAUCACAAUUACAGCAUGAGAGACAUCGCGAACGCAUCGGCGAUCGCAAAUAAUUCGAAGCCGAACUCGAUCGGUGCUUCGUCGAAUUCCCCGACACCGAUGUUAGCGAUCGCGACCGCAACAACGACAAUGCCGAAGGUAUCCGCUGCGUCUGCAUCGGGCACGAUUCCAGCUCCGAGCCCGAUGAGAGUAUCGACACCCCUCACGAAAAAGAUAUCAGCAGCCGGAGCCGUGACCAGGAACACGAUGUCAACAACAGAAGACGAGGAAGAGGACGAUGACGCCAAUGGCGCUGCGACCUCUUCGAUACCGUCACGGCAGAGACUCUCACCGCACGCUCCCUGCGCGCGGGUUACCGCGGGCUCUACCUUGUUGUCCGCGUCCUCGAUUGCAUCAUCAUCAUCGUCGUCGACAAGAGCACCGACAGCAACAGCGUCAACGAUCACAAACUCCCCAGCGGCCGCUGGAGCGUCGACGACAACAACGACCGCCGCUGCUUCGACAUCGUCGAGGACUGCUUUUUCGACAGGUACGUCGGUGAGGACACACCACGUCGAACGUUCCAGAUUUACGUCAGAAACCAACGACGAGCACGAGAUCGCGAAACGAAAAGAUGAAUUGCCGUCGGGCAGUGAGUGCGCCGGACGGUUUUCUGCGGAUCCUGCUCAUAUGUUCGCCGUCGACUGCGAGGCGCAGCUCCGAAAAAUGCACGAGUUGAAUCGGAAGAAUGAUGUGGUCUCUCAGAGAAUCCAUCGAAUCCAAACAAAGAGCACGGUCGAGGUGGCCUACUCCGAGCUGAAACAAGUCAUAGCGCAAGGCCAGGAAAUAUUCAAAAUGCCAUGUCUCAUGAGUAAGAGCGGUCAGAUCGCCGCUCAGCUGGCGAACAAAGAGAAAAACACAACACCUCUUCAGCGUAAGCUGGGCGAGAACGACAGCGCUAAACUCGUGCGAGGCUGCGGCAUCCACUCGACCCUCAUCGCAAACACAGAGAAACUCUGCGAUUCGUCGGCGACGGAGAGUUCAUCAGAGGAAGAGGAUCUCCCUGAGAAAGUGGAAAUUUUCAAUGGGCGGAGAAUCCUCACCCCCUUCCAGUACGCCUCCAGCCACAGCUCAUGUAGAUCCCAGCAUCCGGCUUGGCGCUGGGCUAGCGAGAGAGCAACUCUAGGUGCCCAAUGGACGUGGCUCCAAGCACAGGUGUCUGAAUUGGAAUAUCGUAUCCGGCAGCAACAUGAGCUUUGCCGCCAGUUACGGUUGAGGAAAGAGCCCUGUCUUCAACAGCCAGACCCGAACAACAGCGACGAUAUGUCACGCUGUGCAAGAACGACACCACUGAACAAGAACUUCACCAAACGGCGUCUCGUACAUGCGCACACGAUUCCCGCGGAAGUUGCGGAGUCCGUCCCGAUCGACGCGCUCAACUUGAGCUGUGAGUGCGGCACGAUGUAUCCGCAGAUUGAGCUCUGCGUGCGGUGCACUUUCCUGCACGCACAAUCUGCCCGCGAGCGCCUCGACAUAUCCGAAGAGCGGCAACAGGAAGAGUUCCAAUUGACCAGACAGCUCAUGGCCAUACCUCUAUGGGAUAGCCAAAGCGAAGUAUCGCGAAUGGCCACCUAUGACGAGACGUACCAUCCGGUUCUGUCGGGUAAACACGACAUCUCCCUCAGUCUUCACUAUGAAAACCUCUUACGGAUGGGCUACAGUCUCCUCGUACAUAAGAACGCUCAGGCUGAGAGUUCGUCAGACGCGGCAGUUGCAACGACGUCAGCGGCUAGCGGUGCCGCUGCUGUUGCCGCGAAGAAGAAACGGGAUCUACAAGCGGCCGGGACACAGGCUCAACAGCAAGCCUCCCAACAUUCACAGCAGCGAUCCGCAGCCGCGACACCGGAACCUCCGGAGAUAGAUGACGACGCCCCUCCGACGAAACGCAAGCGCCCAUUGACGCACGCAGCGAAUCGUCCGAGCCGGAGUGAGAAACGCGGCAGUAGCGGUGGCGCUCCUCGUCCAACAGAUGGAGUUUCCAAAAAACGAAGAGCCGACCGAAGAUUCACGACUGCGCCCGCUCACAGGAGCGUGUCUGUUGACAGCCAGGAGCAAGCCGAUGAUGAACUUUUUGCUGAUAUCGGAGACCGGAAUAACCCGAGUCGGACGCGUAGAACAUCAAACGUUGUACACCAGGAGUAUGGCUAUGACAUUGACAACAUCGUCAUUCCUUACGGCAUGAUGAGCUCCACCAGAUUGGUGGAACCGUUGAAAUACAAGGAGAUUCUCACGCCUAAAUGGAGGAUCCUUCACCUGGGUCCUGUCGAGUCGGAAGACAAUGAGCAAAGCGCACAAGUUGAGGGCAGUGCAACCGUAUCGGAUAAGAUGGCGGCCCCAGAGAGCGGAAAGAGUUCUUUCGCAAUGGACGACGAGGAUACGGUGCUUGCAGUUAAAGAUGACGGAAAAGAAGAAGAUACGAGCGACGCCGCCUUCGAAGUUCGUCACAGCCGACAAGAAACAUUGGAACGUGAACGAUUCUCAGCGUAUCUACAACCGAAAUUGGUUUCGAAUAUCGGAUCUCCUUCCGCCGCCAUCUAUCGAGGUCGUCGUACCGAAAGUACGGAUGCGCAGAAGUCGAAAGAUUCAUCAACGCAGGCAGCCACCCCGCAGAUGUUCCCGUCUGCCAUGAGAGCCAAAGAAAUCCACGACGAGUCUAGCUUGCUGGGGAGCGAGGUCGGUGGUAAAACCGAGUCGAUCGCGAAGCUUCACGCGAGCAAGGCAAAGCGACAACAUCGCUCACUCUCGCAAGACUGGACAAUGCAGCAGAGCUCAUCGGCGCCAACACCUUAUCCUCCGAGGAAGUUCCCGUUAAGCGAUGAGGAGUUUGAGAAAAUCCUGCAGGAGAAUUCAGAUCCGGACGAAGUUGAGAAAGCCUGCGAAACCGUUCCCGUAGAUGAGAGCAAUGGUCAAAAGCCCAAAGAGAAGCCACGAAGGUUCAUCUCGAAAUCGAAUGCGUCGUCCUCUCCCUCAACUGGUGGUCAGACCCCACUGACGGAACAGAAACAAGACGAUCCACUGAGUUCCUCGAAGGCGUUCCCCGAUGAACUUCAACAAGGUCAGCGGCAGCGAGUACACCCUGCUGCUGAGGAGGAGCCUCAAUCGCAGGAGCGGCCCAUGGACCUCGAUGAGCCACAGGCCCGACUCUCACGGCGUGCGAACGAGGUAUCGAAAACGGACGCGUUCAGCCUCGGCGUGGAGGACGCAGAGUCGCUCGAUGUCGAGGACAACAGUGACGUCAGGGUGGCAUCGAAGAAAUCCGAGCAGAACGAGGAUUUCGAAAUGCACGAUGACAACUCGAAUCCCAGUAAUCACGGACUCAUGCACUGGUUGAAUGUCAGCUGCGACAAAGUGAACGAAGCCGAUAUCCUCGACGAGAUCGCAAACCCCGAGUGGAGCGCUGACGAGGAAGAGGAGACAGAACCCGAGGAAGAUUAA
Molecule: messenger RNA, 4260 nt
Organism: Galendromus occidentalis (western predatory mite)
Lineage: Eukaryota; Metazoa; Arthropoda; Arachnida; Mesostigmata; Phytoseiidae
Exons: 6
Coding region: 1-4260 (1419 amino acids)
Source: RefSeq, a predicted model, not a curated record